This is a messenger RNA of Bactrocera dorsalis (oriental fruit fly), 3055 nucleotides long. RefSeq lists its product as uncharacterized. Lineage: Eukaryota; Metazoa; Arthropoda; Insecta; Diptera; Tephritidae. The transcript is spliced from 5 exons. Bases 410 to 1099 code for a protein of 229 amino acids. The record is from RefSeq and is a predicted model, not a curated record.
UUCAAUCGUGUUUAUGCUGCCAACGGCUCUAGACGCAAUUAGCAACGUGGUACGUGUCGAUUUAAUUCCCGUGUUGAGAAAAUUUCAAGCAAAAUCAAAACAAAAACAAAUAUUUUGAAAAAUUUAUUUUUUGAAAGAAAAAAGUGCAAUUUUCUUUAAAACGCAGUUUUGUGCGGUAAAUUCAUAUUACAUAUAAAAUAUUGCGAAAUUCGUGUGUUUGGAAAGUCAAUUUCCUUUUGCAGCAACAGCAACAACAACAAAACCAACAACGCCCAUAUAACUAGACCGCCCACGCAAUAAAUUGCGACGAAUUUUUAGCGAGCGAAACAGCGCAAAUCAAAGCGAGACAAUUUUCGCAUUUUUGUGAAAUUUUAACUGCAACCGCAACAACAAAAACAACAGCAACGAGAUGUUCAGCUCAUUCACAGCAUCCCUUAAGAGCUUGGGCGACAAGACCGCCAACCUUUUCAGCCGCAAGAAGGAAGAUGUUGAGAAAUUGGCUAAGGAGAAGGCCGACAAUGCCGCCAAAAUGGCUGAGGAGCAGGCUAAGGCUGUAGGACAAUCGGUGCAACAGACCAAGAGUGAGGCGGAGAACUUGGCGGCCAGUGCCGCUAAGGAAGCCGCCGAUUUGGCCGCUGCUGAAGCUCAAAAGGCCGGUCAGGCUGUCAACGCUGGCGUAAGCCAAGCUCAGGCCGCCGUUGACAACUCGAAACAAGCCAUCGAUAACACUGUGCAACAAGCCAAUGCUGUGGCCGCAAAUGCCAAGCAAGUGGCUGCCAAUGUGGCUGAAGCUUCACAGAAGGCUGCUGCCAAUGCCGUCGAUCAAACCAAAAAGGCCGCUAACGAUGCGAUCAACAAGAGUGUCAAGGCUGCCGAACAGACAGUCGAAACGAAAAUGAAGGAAGCCGAGAACGCUAUCGAUGGCGCUGUCAAGCAGACCAGCCAAGCAGUUGAUCAGAAGAUGAACGAGGCCAAUCAAUAUGUCAGUCAUAAGCGUGAGGAUUUGGAGAAGACCCUCCAUGACGGCGCAGUGAACGCACAGGAGUCAGCCGGUAACCAGGCUGCCAAUCUGCUCGGCAAACUCCACAUCGGCAAGUAGAGCGGAGCGCAAGCAAUUUAUUUUUUAUACGUCGGCAAGCAGAGAGAAGCGCGGAGAGCACGAAUUGGCGGUGCGAAGAGUUGGAUAGAAGAAGGCGUUAGAAGUUUAGUUAUAUAAUUUGUAAUAUGUGGCAGUUUUUAAUUAAGCAGAAAAAAGAAAAUGAAGAAAAUAUAAAAUAAUAAUAUAAAAAGAAUGUCCGCUACUUGAGCAAGCAUUACAAACCAACAAAAUUGGGUAAAGUAAAUACAAAAAUUUACUAAGAAAUAUUUAGCUCAAGUAAAAUUUGUUAAAGAGCGCGCUAAAAUAAUUAGAUACAUGCAGCGCUUGCGGUUUGAAGCGCGCGCAGCCUGAGGGAUAUUCUAAAAUUUUGCAAAAAAAAAAGAGGAAAAUCAAGUAACAAGUGCCAGUUUUGUGAUCGUAAAGUCGAAAGAUAUUUUUCAAAAAUGCCUACAUAGUUAAAUAUAUGGAAAAUGCAUAUUUACAGUUAUAGAAGUAGUGAACAGGAACUGCAAAGAUUUCAUUAAACUAUUUACAAGAAAAAAAUAUUUACAUAUAUAGUGUGUAAAAACAGUUAUUCAACUUGGUAACACUGAAAAAUGGGAAUUAUAUAUAUAAAUACUCGUAAAUACAACAAGCACUGCUCCUUAAUUAGCAAUUCAAAAAAAAUAUUUAAAAAUUAAAAAUAGUUAUGAAAAAAUUGAAAUUUUAAAUGUGCGAAAGCUAAGCUGUCCAUAUACAUAUGUGUGCGUAGGUUGAGUAAAAAUUAAAAAAAAAAAAUAUUGAAAAAAAUUUCGAACUCAAAUAUUUUGCAAGAAAAUAAAAACUGAAUAUUUUUGAAGUAAAAGAAAAAAUUGUUUAAUAUUAAAACUUAAAGCUAAAGCUGUUUUUUAGCAAUUUUGUAUUUAAAAAAUUAAAUUUUUUUUCAAAACUUAUUUUCGAAAAUAUUUCGAAAACAAAAUUUGAUUGAUAAUAGCUAAAGCGAUUUUGGUGUUUUAAAAUUUAAAAAAUUCCAAAAAAUUGUGUUUCAAAUUUUGUUUUUCAAUAUUUAUUUUCGAAAAGAAAUUUCGAACUCAAAUAUUUUGCAAUAAAAUCAAACCUGAAUAUAUUUGAAGCAAAAAAAUAAAAUACGUUUUAAAAUUAAUUUUUAAAGCUAAAGCUAUUUUUGAGUACUUUUGUAUUUAAAAAAUUGAAAAAAAUGUCUUUAAAAAUUUAUUUUUCAAAACUUAUUUUUGAAAACUUUACACAUUUCGCUGAAAAUAGCUAAAGUAAUUUGUAGUAAAGUAAUUUGUGUUUAAAAAAUUUGAAAAAAAUUUGUUUCAAAAUUUUUUUUUGAAAAUGAUUUUCAAAAAAUAUUCGAACUCAAAUAUUUUGCAAGAAAAUCAAAACUGAAUUUAUUUGAAACAAAAAAAAUAUCUUUUUAGUAUCACUUCUUAAAGCUUAAACUAGUUUUGAACAUUUUUGUAUUUAAAAAAUUAAAAAAAAACGUUUCUAAAUUUGUUUUUCGAAACUUAUUUUCAAAAAUAAAAUUAAUGGAAAAUAACUAAAGCCAUUUUACAAUUUUUGUAUUUAAAAAUUAAAAAAAAAAAAAUAUUGUGUUUCAAAAUUUACUUUUCAAAAUUUAUUUUCGUAAAUAAUUUCGAAUCAAAUAUUUUGCAAGAAAAUCAAAACUAAAUUUUUUAGUUAUGUUGGUAUUUUUGCAUUAACAUAAAUUAAAAAAAAACAUUGUGUUUCAAAAUUUGUCUUUCAAAACUUAUUUUCGAAAAUAAAAUUAAUCGAAAAUAACUAAAGCCAUUUUACUAUUUUUGUAUUUAAAAAUGCAAAAGAAAUAUUGUCUUUCAAAAUUUGUUUUUCAAAACUUAUUUUCGAAAAUGAAUUGAAUGCGCAUUAUUGACACAAAAACCGCUAUGAAUCUCAAAAACCUAAAUGAAUGCUCGAACAAAGUCAAAUUACUCGCUU